Molecule: messenger RNA, 2460 nt
Organism: Trichoderma reesei QM6a
Lineage: Eukaryota; Fungi; Ascomycota; Sordariomycetes; Hypocreales; Hypocreaceae
Exons: 7
Coding region: 1-2460 (819 amino acids)
Biological process (GO): autophagosome assembly
Cellular component (GO): phagophore assembly site
Source: RefSeq, a predicted model, not a curated record
AUGGCAGAGCCUCAGUACACAGUCUUCAUCAGGGUUCCCAUCCCGCGUCGGGGAUUCGUCGAUCCACCUCCCGUCAGUUGGGACGUCGCCAAAGACGAAGCUCUGUGGAAGAUCCUCUCCGGGCACAAGGAGAUUGACUGUAUGAUGCGGCCCCGUUUGCAGCAUGCCGCCGACCGGUUCGAAGUCCCCGUCGAUUUCCUGGUGCAGCAGGUGGCCUACCUGAACGAGCGACAUCAGUCACACUUCCUCGCCCAAGUCCGAAAAGCCACGGCCGCUGCCAAAGGCUCUGCCACACAAUCGCCCGUUCCCGGGUCCGACGCAGGCCAUCUGAGGACGCCGUCAGCCUUGUCGAUCCGCCGCGAUGUGUCCACGCUGCGAAACGAGAGCGGCACCGCUGGGCCUGCCAUCAACUCGCCGAUGCGCCCGGCCAUGUCCCGCAACACCUCGGCCACCACGACAGUCAUGAGGGACGGCGGCGGCGCCUCCCCUAGGAUAGGCACCCGGCCCAGCCUGCGAGCGCUUGACCAGGCUGCGCGGACGCGGCUGUCGUCGCUGCCCAUUCCUUCGCCGUCUCCCAAAUCUCCCGAACCGCCUGUUGCCGAAGCCAACCGGGCCAAUUCGCCUGGCCCAGCCGAGUCGAGCUCGUCGUCCUCGUCCGAUGACGAAUCACUAGCGGUGCAAUCCCGCAUCAUCCGCCGACCACCACGGUAUCAGCCGCCUCAGGACUCUUACGCCUACCCCGGGGAUGAGGAUGACGAAUCGGAGCCUGCCUUUAGGCCGUAUAAUGCACCGUCUGCUGGACCAUCGUCGCCGGAUCUGUCAUCCACGUUAAAGCUGAGGAGCACAGACAGCCGCGCCCCGCCGCGGCGCAAUCCAAGGCCAUUCGCGAAAGAAUCUCACCACUCACAGACCUCCGAUUCAUCGGCGAGCUCCCCUGCUAUGCCGUUGCGGCCGGUCAAACCACGAGAGAGCCAUAAUGUAGACCCAUCGUCCCCUUCUCGUCGCGCAACGGACACUCGAAGCUCGCGGGACAACAGCGAGGGCACGCCUAGCAUCAGCAGCAGCUUUAGUGACCUGGAUGGUAUGCCCCUGUAUCUAAACAUUCUUGCACACCUUGCUCAUAUGCUUGCCGAAACAGAUGCAUCAGUUACGCGGUCCGCCAUGGAGGAAGCUCUCGCAAUCAUGUUCCGUCGUCUGUGGUCGGGCCUCCCCGAGGACGUCACUUUUCCCUCGGAUUUCAAAGGCCUCGGAUACUUUGUCAAUGAAGAUGAUGAGAUUCGCUCCAUCAAGGAGCCGGAUAACUACUUCAAGUUCUACAUAAAUCGCAACCCGAGGAUUUGCGCUCGCCAGCGCUUCGCCUUCAACCAUGCUCUAGAAUAUAUUGUCCACGAACGCCUAGAAAAAGAAGGAAUGCAGAAAGUCCGUCUCCCCCAGGGAACGCCCGCCACAGAACCUCACAUACCCAUCUUCAUCACCCCAAACCUCGAAGCGAAAACCCGCAUCGUCGUCAUCUUCGGCGAACCCACGCAGGAUCUUGGCCUUGUUGCCGGCCGCGUGGCAAAUGGCCCUGGAGGCAUCAACGAGGGAAGCAUGGUCUCGGUCGUCCGCGCCCUCGUCGCAUCGCAGCGCUCCUCCUCUCCCGACGAUGCAUCGCCGCCAGGCAUUGUCCUGGCGAAUACGGGCCAGACGUACUGGUGGCCUGAAGGGAAGAGGGCCAUUACCGUUUCUGCGAGCGCGGCUUUGCCGCUGCCUAGCUUGGUGCACAAGGGGAUUCGAGAAGUGCCGUCUUUGAACAGGGUCCCUGGCAAUGAGAACCCGAGGGAGCAUGUCAGAUAUAUUUUUGACGAGGUGCUUGGCUCUAUGGCGGGUGAGAAGGCGGUGGUGGAUGUUGUGGCUAUUGGAGAGACGUGCGAGAUUGUGGAAAGGUUUCUCGAUGGCAAGGAGGCGUGGGAUGCUUGGGGCGAGAGACUUGGUUCUCUGAUCCUGUUGGGCCCGGUGUUUGAGGUAGAUGGAUUGACAAACGCACAGUUCAAGGACUUUCUGGCCAAGAGAGCUCGUGGCUAUCUUCUCUGCUCUGAGCCCGCUGGAAUCCCUCUGGCGCCUCCCGAGGGAAAUCCGGAGCUCAGCAUUCUUCCCAUGGGCUUUCCAUGCAUAUCUUCGUCCGAGCCGUCUCACGUCGAAACGAUUCUCAUACAGGCGCGAUCUCACAUCCUCUCGCACCUCCAGGAUGUCGCUAUGAACCCGGGCUACGAGAACCCCGUCAUUGCGGUGGCUGACUGCCUGCGACCUGCGCUGACUGAACAGGACUGGAACGAAGUGCCUGAGGAAGAAAAGCCUAUGAUAUCCAAGGCUGAUCCAUUGGAGUUGAAGCAGGAGCUGAAGCAGGCGAAGCGCUGGAAGAAGUUUGUGGAGACUGGCGUGGCGCCUGAUACAGACUCGGAGUCGGAAUCGGAUGUCUAG